UCAAUAAUGUCCUGCCGUGUUGUUUACUUUUAAAGAUCGAAAUGCUUGGAAUGUUUGACUUCUCAGUGCGAUGGCGUCAUAACAGCGUAAAUAUGAGACUGUUGUGGAUUCUUCACUGGUUUACCGCGCUAUUAUUCGCUCGCGCAUUUACAAGGAUGUACUGUGGCUGGAGAUUAUUUGCUAGCCAUUCCUUGCAGACGGAUUUAACUCGCAUUUCAAGAUGACAUCGGAGACUGGAAAACACGCUCCUCAUACAUCUACCAAACUGCCGGACACAAACAAGAGGUCCGACGUUAGAAAGCAGUGGACCCGUCUGGAGAAACUAAUCUGGCCCGUUGCUCCUGAUGGCUAUAUCCCCAACUCUGUCGUCAGGAGCUUGGCUCCGUAUCCAAAGUUCAGUACUCCUUGCGCCAACAGGGGGCUCCAAAUAAUGGCACAAAUAGAAGACGCAAAGGUCCGUUCGGCAAAGCAAAGGCGACUGUUAAAGUAUUUUCUCGAAAAGUAUUGCCCUCUUAAAGAAGAGCAAGAGAACAAGGAAGAAGACGAAAUCAGUUUGGAAAAUGUUAUAGAAAGUGUACCUGAGGAAACAAACAUAAGAGCAAGCUUGACAUCACUUCAAAAUAAGUCUGAGGAGACAAAGACAAGGGCCAGCUUGACUCGAAGAGCUGUGCCCCGGAGCCAAUACCUGCUCCAGAACAGACAAAAGUUCCUACAGCAAAAUGCUUCUUCUGUAGUGAAACUCCAGACGAACAGUUCUUCUGCAGAUGAUCUUCAGAUGAAAGAUUCUUCUGUAGAUGAUCUCCAGACGAAUGCUGCUUCUGUACAGGAGCUAAAGAGCAAGGAAGAUGGUGAAAAAGAUCAGAGCCUCUGUGAAAAUAGCAAUGCUUUUCCCUCAGAGCAGUCAAAGAAAGUGAAGAGAGGUCAAAACACUGCUUUUAAACUCCCAGAAGAUGUGAGCACAAGUUUGCAGAAGGAGCAAGAUGAGUUGCACCAGAAGGUUAAGGAGGAGCAAAAGAAAAGUGAUACUACAAACAAAAAUGCACAUGUGCCAGAGAUUGGGGCUCCGAAGCGGACCAUACGGCAUUCCCCCUUAAAGAAACUGAAGUGCUUUGUUCCACCUCUUCCUCUGGGUGACAGAAGGCCUAAUUCUGUCCUCAUUUACCUUUACAAGAGAUCAAAAGAAGAAUCAGCUCAUGAAGGGGUGAAGCAUGCUCCAAAAGUGGCUUAG
Onychostoma macrolepis is the source of this 1228-nucleotide messenger RNA. RefSeq lists its product as uncharacterized. The transcript is spliced from 2 exons. The record is from RefSeq and is a predicted model, not a curated record. The coding region runs from base 221 to 1228 and encodes 335 amino acids. Lineage: Eukaryota; Metazoa; Chordata; Actinopteri; Cypriniformes; Cyprinidae.